Molecule: messenger RNA, 5511 nt
Organism: Pseudopipra pipra
Lineage: Eukaryota; Metazoa; Chordata; Aves; Passeriformes; Pipridae
Product: peptide chain release factor 2-like
Exons: 3
Coding region: 1-468 (155 amino acids)
Source: RefSeq, a predicted model, not a curated record
AUGUGCCGAUCCUCCGCGCUGUGCUCGGUGCCGGUCCCGCCGCCGCUCCCGGCGGCUUCUCUUCCCUGCGGCUGCGUGAGCCGCCGCUGCUCCCGGCGCCGAGCCCGGCCCCGCUCCCGGCGGCGGAUGCCACCGCCGCCCCUGCGCCCAGAGCUCGGCGGGGGCGCCCGGGGGCAGGGCCGAGGCUGGGGGGCCGCGCCCGGGAGCGGCGGAGGCGGCGGGGGGAGGCCAGAGCCCGCGGGGACCCGGUGCAGCGGGUCCCGGCGCGGGGAGCGGCGAGCAGAGGCGGGUAUGAGGGAGCUGGUGAAAGAAAAGCUGCCGCGGUGGGACGCCUCUGCGGACCGGCUCCCGCGGCUCCCGGCCGGGGCACUGCCAGGGGUGGGCACGGCGGCGACCCGGGGACCGGCGAGCAGGACAGGGCUGGGCUGGGCUGGUCAGGGCGACAGGAGCCGCCGCUCCUGUGGGUGACAACUUUGUGAGCGCGGAAUAACUACCUAACAGUGCCCGUGUCUCAGGAACCACGGGGAUGAGCAGCAUUUGCUUUUUGGAGCGGUCCCACUUCUUCAUAACUACCUUCCUGCGCAGGCACUUUUGUCUUGUGCAGUGCAUUGAAAUGAUUCUCAUUCAGCUUUAGCUGUAGGCUUCUGAAGUAACUAUAAAGCCGUAAUGAGGUGUAAAAUCCUCUGCCCCUCGACUCGGUCACGGUCAGUGGUGCGGUGAAGGGCCACAAGGAAACGGUGGCCUGCCCGCCUGAUGCUGAAGUUCACCCGCGAAAUCCAAGAGGUAUAACACCGUUCUCGUCUUCGAAUCACAGUUUGGAUUGCCGGUGAGGACUUUCAGAGCCUGAUUUUGUAACAUGAUGUGAUACCAAGCUGUUCUUUGGUAGUCGAGUGCAGUCUAGAAAAAGAGUGAGAGAUUUUGGAUAUGUUACCACUUACUAUAUUUAUAAUCUGUACUUCAGAGAAUUUUGAUCAUCUCAAAAAGCAUAACUUUUUCCCAGCCAUGGCCUAUAUCCUUUUUAUUUCCCCGCAUACCUAGAAAAUACAGUUGCAUAUUUAAGUAUUUCUUAAGCUACUUAAUGUGUAACUAUCUUGAAAUGAAUAUAUGAAUAUAUAAAGGCCAUACAUUAUGGAUACUGAUUCUGUUUCUUUGUACUACAGAGUGCACCUUAGAAGGAUUAAAUUAUUAAAUUAUGCCUAUUUACAUCAAUGAUUAAGUAUGCCUGGAACCAUCCUAAUCUUUCAGGUGUGCCCUUUAGACUUGGCUUAAAAGGGAAAAAUACUGAUUAUUGCCUGGAUCAUACCUUCCCAUCAGUAGAAAUUUGCAUAACGAACAAAGAUCAGCACAUAAUUCCCUGACUGUGAAUCUUUUACAAUGAUGCCUUUUCAUACUACUAGGGAAGUUAUUCCAGGAGGAGAGCAAAGAGAGAUGUAAAGCAACAAUAGAGGCCACAUUCCCUCUUAAGUCUGUAGAAACUGAGUGGAAUACACUACAAAUGAAAACCUCCCAAAUCUUUUUCCUUCUAUUCCCAUUGUAGCCAUUACAUUUUUCCCAAGGCUGGCGCAUUCUGGAACAUAUUAAAGUCUGAGAGAAUGACUUCUCCCAUAAAUUGUCAGGCAAUUCAGAAUAAGCAGAAUAUGUGGAGGACUUGUGUUAGAGUAAAGCUCUCCCAGGAGCCCUUCUCACUCCCUGGGACCUGUGGUGAGAUCAUUAGAUAUACAGUGUUCAGUUGCAAUGUGAUAUUUCUGGAGAAACAUGAAAAUGAAUUACUGACUGGCCCCAUACAUUCACAAAGAGUACCAUUUUGAAAAAGUCUUACUUAUCAGGCAAUGAAGGCAUUUGUAAGGCAUUUCACUUUUUCUGUGGCAGCUCUUUCACAUUAUUGGAGAUACACUGGCAAAAUAGUUCAGGCUGAUUUUCUGCUAAGCCAAUUGCAAAGCAAGAGUGUCUUUAACCACCUAUGAUUUCAAACAGUACAGGCUACUUUCUGUCAUUUUCAAGUCAUUUUGCUUCAAACACCAUCCCCCCAAACCCCCCAAGUAAACAAUAACAAUAAAAAAACCUAAAAUAAAACAACCUAUAGUGGUAUAACUAGUAUUCAUUUAUUUUUUCUAUUAGUAGUUUUCAAUAGUCAGCAGAGACCCGUGAUUACUAAACUACAACUCAAGAAUGAACCCAAAAACGCAUGUAUACAACUGGUAUCAAGGAUAAACAAUUAAGUGAAGCAAACUCCGAAGGAGUUGGAUUAAGAAGUGCCUCACUUUGUGAUGUGUCUGAAGAUGCGAUGUGUCACUAAGGAUUUAGAGACCUCAUUUGGAUUCUGGAAUCUUGACUUCCUUUAGAAAUAGGUAGAGAAUCCCGCUUUCUUUCAAAAUAUCGUGUUUCAACUCACCACAUAGCUAUGUUCCUGUCCACAAAACGAGUGAAAGCUUCUUUUCAUGAUAGGCAAUGGAGAAGUAGAAAAUGACUGACAUUCAAGCCAGAAUAUCAUACCCAAAUCCCUGAUGAGUGGUUACAGAAAGUGAUUUCAAACAAUCAGCUUGACUGAAAGUUGAUAUAUACUCAUGAAAAAGGCUCAACAGCAGCAACCCAAAUGCCAUUACCACAGUCUUACUGUGCUGAGCUACAGAAAGUGACAACACAGCUUGUAUAAAAGGAAAUACCAGAUGUUUGUGCAAUUUGCCCUCCUUUCCCUCUACAUUUGUUUUUCUUCUUUUAGUUAUAGUUUUGAAUCAGAAGUCACAUUCUCCACUGAUUCUCCAAUGCCAGUGCACAUUAAUUUCUGUAUGUCUGAACACAGUGAUUGUUACUGGCAUAAUGUUGAUUUCAUGUUUCAGAAGUCCAGAUGCUUGCAAUUUUCCAGAUAUUUGCAAAUUUCUUGAAGUCUAUCAGAAUAUCAAAUGCCUUAGAUUGUGAAAACAUUGUCUCCUCAGUCCUUUGUGUGCAAAUAACAGAUCAAGCAAUACAUAAGACAAAAGGUCUAGAUCCUGGGACCAUUUAAGCAUGGGAUUAGAGAUUGAGUUACUCAUCACUUUCAAGAGUGAGGCGAUUCUGAAUAUUCAGGAUUUUUGUUACUUCAGAAAUCUUCAUGUAAAAAUAUGAACUUUGUUUUCCGAAAGAGUUAGGAGGGUGUCCAACAAGGGUUAAAAUAAUGAAAAUCCAGAGUCAAGAGAAAUGGAACCUUCAGUCUAGCCUAUGUUCUUUGGGGUCUGAGUCCUUCUAUCUUGACACGGAGCAAUGUCUAAGUUUAUUUACAACUUUAGAAGGUGUUAAUAUUUUAAUUUAAUUUCCAUUACAUUUUCUUAUCUAUCUGUAGAAAUUUCGUUUAAAGCUUUUCUUCUCCUACCAAGUCUAGAAUAAUGAUCACACCAUUUAGAAGUUAAAAAGUAAUUGCCUAGUUGCAUUUUUUUCUUAUCUUUCCAUUUAAACCAUUCUCUAUAGUAUUUAGGUAGGAAGUAUACAGUGAUUUAAUAUGGUUUUUUUAGUUAUCUCUCUUUUUAGCUAAUCUAUCAGUAAAUUAGCAGUUGCAAAACUCUAGAGAACCUUCCAUCUUUAUCAGUUUCAGAAUAGUUUCAGCAGGCUCUAGACCUUGGAGAACUGCUGAUUACUAGAAUCGUAUUAAAUCCUAAAAAGCUACAGUGGAUCCUAGCUAUUUGUCCAUGUGUACUUCUAAAAUUAAAAAAUAAAUUAGCUUCCAAUUUAAUUUCCAGGUCCUGGUCUCCAGGCCAUUUGACUCCUCAGGUGGCUGAGUCUGUGCACAGACUCUUUUUUUUAGAGUUCCACUUGUCGUAGGAGUAGUCCUGGGAAGAGGUUUGUUUAUGGAGAAAUCCUGACAGGUAUUUUAAACAUGAUCCCACAAUGUAUGGCAGCCUACAUAUGAAGUCAUCUUUUAGAACCUUAGCCUAUGUGGUGCCUUUCAUGCCAUGCACCUCCAUGCCUUACAUCAGGAAAGAUAUGUAAGUUCAUAGGCUUCAAGAGUUUAAUAUGUUACCCUUGGUAGGGCCAUGCAUUCUUUCAGAUGUUGUGAACUGGCCAAAAAAACCAAAACCAAACAAAACCAAAACAAACAAACAAACAAACCCAACAAAACCAAACUAAAACACCUAUUAUAGAAACAAGAGCACCACACAUUAAGUCCAGACCACAAGCUAUGCAAUGAGAACAUAGCUGCCUCCCCCAGGUAGAUGCAGCUGUCAGCUAAGAAAUGAGGACAUGAGUUGCUUUAUACCACCAAGUCUUGAAGACCAGGAAUCUCUGUCUGGGGUGAUAUUUUAGCAGUACUAAUGUAGCUUGCUAUUCCUAGACAUAUUCCUAUUCCUAGCAGAAUUGGUUUGACCCCCUAUAAUAAAUAGGAUUAUAUUCUACAAAAUUAUUUUCUUUAAUUACUUUCACUAAAUUACAUGGUAGCAAUAAAAUUAUAUUGGCUAUUUUUUUGUUUGUUUUGGUUUUCAGGAUUUAUUUUAUGAAAAUAAAUCAUAAGAUAAGGAAAGUAAUCAGUCAGCCUUCAUUUUGUUUCUUUCCUCGUGGGAAGGAAGGUACAUUUCAAUGACAACAUUAUGUUUUCAUGUAAUCAUGAGUGUUUUCACAUUUACGGGUUUUGGUUUUGUUUGUGGUUGUUGGUUUGGGGUUUUUUUGUCAGACCUGAAAGACAAUAGAAAUGGCAUAUUAGAAAUAAAGAAAAAUAUAUCCAUGCUCAAUUGCAUAUAGGCAAGAGAAAAGCUUAUGAGUGAGUUAUCACAUUUAGUCAGGAGAUAUUUGUGUUUAAAGUCACCUUAUGUUUCUUUUUUUCUUAAAAAUUAUUGUAAAGGACUAUUUGCUAACAAACAUGCCUUUAUUUAUCCACACCAAAGCUGCAGAAACAACAAAACCAACAACAAUUUUUUUGACUAAUACACCGAAAUUGAGAACUUCGAAGAACAUAGCUCAACUUCCUGCAAAUUAUUUUUUCUCUGACUGCAUUCAACAUUUGGUUCACUUGAGACCUUCUUCAGGCUUAUAUUAUUAGAAACAUUAUUUUUUUUCAAUUAAAUUGAAUGUUUUAUCCCAAUUUAUUCUCUAAAUGCUCAUACAGUUCUUUUCCAUUCAUGUCUUUAAAGAGAAGUUCACUUCUUCAGAAAUUUGGUUGGUUAUGCUGAGUAGAUGAGACUCAUCUUUCAGUUUUUCCUUUUUUUUUCUUCUUUUUAAGGAAAAGGAGAAUACCUGUUCAGUGUAUGGAUCACUUGCUAUGGUUUAUUCAGACCUUAGCUUGCUUGCUAGGGCUGCAAGCAAUUUUAUCUGUCAGCAAAUGUAUACAUGUUGCUGUAAUGCACUUACUGUAUUAACAGUGUUUCUGUAAGAAAUCAGCUGUAAUAUCCCAUUUGAUGUUUUCAGUCUGCUUUGCUAUUUUAUCUGCCUAAACUUGAACUGUGGAUUAAAAUCUAAAGGAGAAAAAAUAAGUGUUGAAACUGAUCACAUCUAAUGCCUAGGCAUUUUUUCCCUGAAAAUAAGGCAAUUAAACACUUCUUCUCACUA